Messenger RNA from Pyricularia grisea, 1689 nucleotides. RefSeq lists its product as uncharacterized. Bases 1 to 1689 code for a protein of 562 amino acids. Gene Ontology annotation, biological process: transmembrane transport. Gene Ontology annotation, molecular function: transmembrane transporter activity. Lineage: Eukaryota; Fungi; Ascomycota; Sordariomycetes; Magnaporthales; Pyriculariaceae. The record is from RefSeq and is a predicted model, not a curated record. The transcript has 5 exons.
AUGUCCGAGCAGUCAAUUGCACCGGCGGCCUCCUCGAGUGCUCUUCCGUCCACGGGAGACAGAGAGAAAGAUGGCAUGACGAACGGCGGCGAGAACGGCCAGAAUGACCAAUGCGCUUCGAUCGAAAAACCCUCUCCGCGGAAGAUGCAUGGCUUCAAGUGGUUUCUCGCCAUCGUGGGCCUCCUCUCCUCCCUACUCCUCUACGCUCUUGACACCACCAUCGUCGCCACCAUCCAACCUGCCAUCGUUACGAACUUUGGCAGGGUCGACCUGGUCCCUUGGCUGGCCGCCGCUUUCGCGUUGACCUCGGCGGCAAGCACGUUGCCUUGGUCCAAAGCGUACGGUACCUUUUCGGCCAAGAAACUCUUCAUCGGGGGUACGACAGUCUUUAUGGCCGCGUCAGCCUUGUGCGGCGCUGCGCCCAACAUUAACGCUUUCAUCAUUGGUCGUGCGUUCCUGGGGAUCGGCGGCACGGGAAUGUACCUCGGGAUCAUGACCAUCCUUUCUGUCAACACGACCGAAGUCGAGCGGCCCCGAUAUUUGAGCAUGACAGGUUUCUUUUGGGGUAUCGGAACUGUGCUAGGUCCGGUAGUGGGAGGUGCUUUUGCUGAAAGCGCCGCAACGUGGAGGUUCGCCUUUUACAUCAACCUCAUUGUCGGAGCGAUAAUGGCCCCCAUUUACGUAUUUAUCCUCCCCGACUAUCAUCCCCAGCCCGGUGUCCCGCUGCUCGAACGCCUGGCACAACUCGACUACUUGGGUGCCAUUGGAUCUGCAUGCGCAUUUCUAUGCAUCAUGAUGGCCAUGAACUUUGGAGGCGUGCUGUGGGCUUGGAACGACGCCCGUAGCAUCGCCUUGUUUAUUCUGGCCGUCGUCAUUUUCGUCGCCUUUGUCCUUCAGCAAGUAUUCCUGUUCAGGACAACCCUCAACUACCGCAUGUUCCCGAUGCACUUUUUCAAAAACCGGACAAUGGUGCUUUGCUUCCUCAUCAUGUUCUUUGCUACUUUCGGAACAUUUAUCAGCAUCUUCUACCUACCGCUGUACUUUCAGAUGAUUCGUGGUGCCACGGCCAUGGAAACAUCUCUCUACAUAUUGCCAUUCAUCAUGUUUUUAUCGACAUGUGUUCUCCUCAACGGACACUUUAUGGCAAAGACGGGUUACUAUUAUCCUUGGUACAUUUUUGGAGCCGCGCUGCACCUUAUUGGCGGUGCACUUUUGUACACGGUCGACGAAUCAACCGAAAUGGCCAAGAUCUACGGCUACACCAUCCUCCUCGGCACCGGCGUAGGCUGCUACUGCCAGGCCGGCUUCCCCGUCGCACAGGUGACGGUCGACGCCAGCGACAUCCCAUACAGCGUGGGCUUCAUGACGGUCAGCCAGAUGUUGGGCAUCUCGAUUGGCACAGGCCUGUCGGGCGCGUUGUUUGUCAACUACGCCCAUGCUGGUCUCGAGCACGUCUUUCCCGACUCCCCCGCCGAGGAUAUCGCCUCCGCUGCUAGUGGUGUCAGCAGCGCGCUGCUGGCGGCAGCCGAUGCCGAGACCCGAGCCCGCGCCAUCAGCGCCAUCGCCGAUGCUAUACUGAACGCCUUUGUGCCCAUCAUGGUCGGUGGGGCGUUUUCGCUAGUUUUCAGCGUGUUUCUGAAGCGGGAAAAGCUCUUCAAGGGAAAGGAGCAAACAGCAGUGAUGUUUUAG